GAAAUCUCAGUGCAGGUUCUAUUUCAGUGGAAUGACCUUAAGGUAUAUGCCAUAGUAGUAGUUCUGGUUUGUUCCGGUUGUUUAAAUGCGGUGAUCGAUGCCUACAUAGUGAUCACUCUUCGGCCAAAACAAAGUCCGGGUUGUAAGGUGUUUGCCGGAAAAAGUGGUUAGACGGACUGUUGAUUGUAAACAUGGAAAUUGUUUCUCUAAAAUCAGCAAGCUAACUGAAAGAUGGCGCGUGAAAUUCUCUUAAAAUCCUGACCCCAGUUGUUCAAAGGGUUGAUAACACUAUCCACCGGAUAACUCAGCUUCUGCGACCUUCACCCCACCCCUCCCCCGUCAACUCUCUGGAGAUCCCCAGCCAAUAGAUGGGCCUGGAAACUAAUUUAUCGUGAGCAGCGCCCGGACUCUUGGCAGCUGCUCUCAACAAAUUACCCACCCUCGGCAAACUUUAUCGGCGACUAUAAUUCCUAAUUUGUGCUUAAACCAUUCGUUCAAAAGGCUAUUCGCCAGUAACAAUGUUUGUAAAAGGUACUUCGGUAGGCUUAAAAGCCAGUGCUUCGUCGCUGUGUAAUAAUCUCACGGUUUUAUCGUCGAAAGAGAAGCAGUCGGUCACAUAUGGCGUCGUGCACAAAGCAUUUGUUUGUAUCACCAACGUUACAAAGGGAGCUAUUGUGAAUCAGAGACAGGUCUCUUGUAAAGGAGAAGGAGCUCAUAGCAGUUCUGCCGUGUUACAGGCAAAAUGGUGUGAGCUUCCAGAGAGAACUGUUUUGGUCAUUACAUCUGUCAAGGGUGCACAGAUGUUUGAAACUGAUGGAUCUUUAAUGAUAUUUUGGCAAGCACUUGGUGAAUCAAAAGAGGGAGUCUAUUCGCAUUUUGCAAGAGGAAUUACUGCAGUUGGAGACAAGUACAUUUGUGUUGGUACAUCUGAAGGAGGUAUUAUGGUGUUUGAUAUUCCUCCACGUGGGACAGCUGUUAAGCUACAGGAGACACUGAAUUCACACAAGGUAGCGAUUUGUGAGCUCGAGGCUCAAGGUGGGCGAAUGUUGUCUUCAGAUGAGGAGGGGAACAUAACACUAUGGCAAUCAGGGGGACAUUUUACAGAGGUCAUAAAAAUAGAUGGGAAAGGUUUUCCCUGUUCAUCUCUGUGCUUUUAUAAAGACCUCAUAAUUGGUGGCUUUGCCACAGGCCACAUUAGGGUGUUCAGUGCUUCAUCUGGUGCAAUGUGUAUUGAGGCUUGUGCUCAUGCGCGGUGGAUUAGUGCAAUGGAUAUCUGUCUUGAGGCAGGGCUGCUGAUCUCUGCAUCUGAAGACUCUUUCGUCAGAGUUUGGAAACUUUCAGUCAAUGAGCAUCCUAUGAUGGAGAUGGUCUUUCAGCAAGCCAUUACAGAUGCUCAGCUGUGUGGAGCAAGAUUUGUUGACCUGUCAGGCAACUCAUUUGGUGUGACUGCCUAUGAUUUAGGAGAGAUAAUGAUCUUCUCCAAGCAACAGCAAGACCCCUAAUUUAUUCUAACUUGAAAACUUGAAAGUUGAACAUGCUUUUAGCUCAAAACAAGUUCACAAAUAUUUAACAAUACAGUCUACACAAAUUUUUGAAAAAGAUAGAACUUGAGGGUUUUGUUUUUUUGCCUGUUUGACAUAUAGCUCUUAGAUUUUAAAAAGGGGUUCAUUACCCUUAUGUGACUUAUAGCCGUAAGGUUGGAGUACUUUUGCUUGUUUAACACACUAGUUCUUCCUGCUAUGUUUUACUGUAAAAAAAAAAUGAUUCAGUGUCCAUGUAGGCUCGAUUACCAGCCACUGUUCAGGAGUGAAGCCUGCAUCCCCCG
Molecule: messenger RNA, 1825 nt
Organism: Orbicella faveolata
Lineage: Eukaryota; Metazoa; Cnidaria; Anthozoa; Scleractinia; Merulinidae
Product: WD repeat-containing protein 54-like
Molecular function (GO): protein binding
Source: RefSeq, a predicted model, not a curated record